Molecule: messenger RNA, 441 nt
Organism: Tetrapisispora phaffii CBS 4417
Lineage: Eukaryota; Fungi; Ascomycota; Saccharomycetes; Saccharomycetales; Saccharomycetaceae
Gene: AIM29
Product: Aim29p
Exons: 1
Coding region: 1-441 (146 amino acids)
Source: RefSeq, a predicted model, not a curated record
AUGUCUGCCUCUCAAGAUUUUGAUAUUGAAGAACCAUUGACUUCUUCUUCCAGGCCAUUAACUAAUGCCACUAUUACUGUUAGAGUGAUUAAAUCUUUCCCAUUUAGAAAUGUUAAGAAUCUCAUUUUAUCUAAUUAUGAUUUGAAGACAAAGACGCCAAAAGAUUUAUUCGAUGAGGUAACUAAACGUAUUCAAUCUGAAGCUUCAUUUAGGCCAUUCCGUACUAUAACGUAUGACACUUUUAAAGUCUAUACACAUGCACAUGGUUCCAAGACUGUUAAUUUAGUGAUAAACUUCGAUCAUGAUGACGACUGGACAUUAGACAUUGAGAAUCCUAAUAAAAAAUUGUUUGAGUAUGGUAUUGAGAACGAAACUGAAAUAUCUUUUUAUAAAUUGAGUGAUUAUGUUGCAUAUAAAGCCAAUCCUAUUGAAAAAUGGUAG